AUGGCAGAUCAUUUACAGCCAGAGUCGGCUAUUUCCAAUUCCUCCUACUACAGCACGGCUACUACGACCAAACAAACUCCAGCACCCCCAUCAGUUGCCAGUGCUCCAUCAGGAUGGAUUUAUAAGCAAGUUCGCAUCGGUAGAUUUACUCUUCCGUGCUACGCGUCGCCUCAAGUUCAACUUGUCUUGGUCGCACUUGUUUGUUUCCUCUGUGUUGGUAUGUACAAUGCACUCAGCGGUCUUGGUGGUGGUGGUCAAAUUACUGCAAAACCAGCAGAUAACGCAAACUCGGCUCUUUACUCAACCUUUUCUGUGGUCGGUUUCUUCGCAGGUACUUUCGCAAAUCGUCUCGGAAUUAAACUCACUUUGAGCUUGGGUGGUUUGGGUUACUGUAUCUACGCUUCUAGUUAUCUAUGCUACAGCCAUACCCAGAAUACCGGUUUUGUCAUCUUCGCAGGAGCAUUGCUUGGUGUUUGUGCCGGUCUUCUCUGGACAGCUCAAGGUGGUAUCAUGAUGUCUUAUCCACCCGAGGAGUCUAAAGGAAAAUAUAUCUCAUGGUUCUGGUCAAUUUUUAAUCUUGGAGGUGUAUUCGGUGCUCUUAUCCCCCUUGCUUUGAACAUCGAGGAUACCGCAAAUCAUGUUGUCAGCGACGGUACAUACAUCGGAUUCAUCAUUCUCAUGUUCAUUGGAGCAAUCAGCGCUCUGUGCUUAUGCGACGCAAAUAAAGUUCGAAGAGCCGAUGGAUCUCACGUCAUUCUCAUGAAAAAUCCUACAUGGAGCACAGAAAUAUGGGGCCUUUGGUACACACUGAGAAAUAACGUCUACGUCUUCCUCCUAUUCCCAAUGUUCUUUGCUUCCAAUUGGUUUUACACGUAUCAAUUUAAUGGUGUUAAUGGUUCACAUUUCAAUACGCGAACGCGAGCCCUUAAUAAUAUUUUAUAUUGGUUCGCACAGAUCAUCGGUGCUUUCAUAUCUGGUUAUGCCCUGGAUAUUCAAAGAUUCAAGAGAACUACCAGAGCUAGGGCUGGUUUGAUCGCACUCAUCAUCUUAACUGCCGCUGUUUGGGGUGCAGGUUACGGUUUCCAAUCUAGUGUUCCUGAUCGUGAUGUCACCGGUAAAGUUGAUUAUCAAGGCAAGAUGGAUUGGACGAGUGAAGGGUAUGCUGAAGGUUUGGCUUUGUAUGUCGCCUAUGGAUUUUAUGAUGCCGUUUGGCAAUUGUCCGUUUACUGGUUCAUGGGUGCGCUCUCCAACUCCGGUAGAAAGACAGCAAACUUCGCUGGUUUCUAUAAGGGUAUUCAAUCUGCUGGUGCUGCUAUUGCUUGGCGCAUUGAUGCAAUGGAUUACCCUUACUUGACUCAAUUUGCCAUCACAUGGAGUUUACUUGCUGGUUCUCUCGUUGUUGCAGCACCAGUCAUCUUCUUGAACAUCAAGGAAGUAACCUCCAUUGAUGAUGACAUUGUUGACACUGAUCUCAAUUACGCUGAUAUUAUGCCUCAAGCUAUUCUUCUUGAUCAAGAUAAGCAUUAUCUCAACGGUCAUAACAGUUCAACAGAUACCCGUCAUCGAUACAAUUCUACCUCGGAUGAAAUGGAACUUCCUCAUCUCCGUCGUGAAAAGAAUCCCCAAGAUCUCGUUUAA
Sclerotinia sclerotiorum 1980 UF-70 is the source of this 1638-nucleotide messenger RNA. RefSeq lists its product as hypothetical. Gene Ontology annotation, biological process: transmembrane transport. Gene Ontology annotation, molecular function: transmembrane transporter activity. The transcript has 3 exons. Bases 1 to 1638 code for a protein of 545 amino acids. NCBI's taxonomy places the organism in Eukaryota, Fungi, Ascomycota, Leotiomycetes, Helotiales, Sclerotiniaceae. The record is from RefSeq and is a predicted model, not a curated record.